CCAUCUUCAUCUUUGCACAUGGCCUUGAAUUCAAUGCGUAAAAAUCACACUUUGAUACUUUCCCUCCUCUUUCUAAUUUCCUCUCUAUGUCUGGCAUAUGUCUUUAAAACCCUAAUGAAACCAGAUGGAAUCAUGUCUUAUCACCCAGCAGAAGAAGAGAAACACAGUCCUCCAAUGGCAACUGAGAUUCAUGGUGUGAAGAUUGAGAGGAAUCCUUCUGAUUCUAAGCUCACAGAACUUGGAGUUUCUACAUGGCCCAAGUAUAGAGGUGAGCCGAGCAAGAUCCCAUGGACAUUUAAAGCCACAGAGACAAUGUAUCUGCUAGAGGGGAAAGUCAAGGUUUAUGUUGAGGGGCAUGAAGAAGAGUCUUUUGAAAUUGGGGCUGGAGACUUGGUUGUGUUUCCCAAAGGGAUGAAGAUCACCUGGGAGGUGAUUGAAACUGUGAACAAGCAUUAUAGCGUGGAAAAGGAACAGAAAUUAAACCCUGAGGUUUCUUAAGUUCAACUGAUUCAGCUAUCUAUGAUUGAGUGCGUUCAAAUCUUUUGAAGUGGAUUGAUGACAUCUUCUGUUGCACAAUCUCGAUUUCAUUUUACUAUAGUUGGUAUUGUAGUUUGUUAACCCCAUGUUUGGCAUAAUUAUCAUUAUAAAAUUCAGAGUAGGUAUAUCUACUGAUGCAUGCAUUUCUUUCUAUAUAAUCUCUAUUUGUGAUCAUGGAUUCCUUUCUAAACACAACAGUGCCGGAAGCAUUAUAAACAAUUUUUUUU
Molecule: messenger RNA, 764 nt
Organism: Rubroshorea leprosula
Lineage: Eukaryota; Viridiplantae; Streptophyta; Magnoliopsida; Malvales; Dipterocarpaceae
Source: the annotation of a GenBank genome assembly